AUGACAACACCCCCGUGUCCCCUCCUGGCUCAGGCUGUCCAUGGCCUCUCCCAGAUAACCAGCAGUCUAUACAUCAGCAGCGGGGUGACAGCGAACAAUGAACUCAUGCUGUCUACCAACCACAUCACGACAGUCAUCAACGUGUCGGCGGAGGUGGACAACACGUUCUUUGAAGACAUCCAGUACGUACGCGUGCCGGUGGUAGAUGCUCCCACCUCGCACCUCUACGACUUUUUUGACCCUAUUGCAGAUCACAUCCACAGCGUGGAAAUGAAGCAGGGCCGAACGCUGCUGCACUGCGCCGCCGGGGUGAGCCGCUCUGCCACUCUCUGCCUCGCGUACCUCAUGAAGUACCACUCCAUGUCGCUGCUGGACGCCUACACGUGGACCAAGUCAUGCCGCCCCAUCAUCCAGCCCAACAUCGGCUUUUGGGAACAGCUUAUCCAUUAUGAAUUCAAGCUGUUUAGUAAGAACACCGUUCACAUGAUCAGUUCCCCGGUGGGUAUGAUUCCAGACAUCUACGAGAAAGAGGUCUGUUUGAUGAUGACGAUGUGA
This is a messenger RNA of Physeter macrocephalus (sperm whale), 555 nucleotides long. It is a transcript of the gene DUSP21, whose product is annotated as dual specificity phosphatase 21. The coding region runs from base 1 to 555 and encodes 184 amino acids. Gene Ontology annotation, biological process: peptidyl-tyrosine dephosphorylation. The transcript has a single exon. Gene Ontology annotation, molecular function: protein tyrosine phosphatase activity; MAP kinase tyrosine/serine/threonine phosphatase activity. The record is from RefSeq and is a predicted model, not a curated record. NCBI's taxonomy places the organism in Eukaryota, Metazoa, Chordata, Mammalia, Artiodactyla, Physeteridae. Gene Ontology annotation, cellular component: cytoplasm.